AUCGAGGUGCCGCCGGCCUGCUCUGGCGACGCCGACGUGCAAGACGCCGCCUUCAAAGCGUUCUCAGAGGUCGAGCGCGCGGCCGAGGCGCUGGGCCUGACGCCGGCGCGCCUUGACGCGGUGUGCGGCGGCGUGCAGGCAGCGACCGAGGGCGCGGCCGGGUGCCGGCGGUUCCUGGGGAUGGAGUACCCGCGGCUGCGGCGCGCGUGCGCGGCCGGGGCGGUGGACGUUGUGGCCGCGUGGAUGGACAGGGUGUCUGGGGCGCGGCAUGACUAA
Molecule: messenger RNA, 276 nt
Organism: Monoraphidium neglectum
Lineage: Eukaryota; Viridiplantae; Chlorophyta; Chlorophyceae; Sphaeropleales; Selenastraceae
Exons: 1
Source: RefSeq, a predicted model, not a curated record